Messenger RNA from Desarmillaria tabescens, 1140 nucleotides. Its product is annotated as caspase domain-containing protein. Gene Ontology annotation, molecular function: cysteine-type endopeptidase activity. The coding region runs from base 1 to 1140 and encodes 379 amino acids. Gene Ontology annotation, biological process: proteolysis. NCBI's taxonomy places the organism in Eukaryota, Fungi, Basidiomycota, Agaricomycetes, Agaricales, Physalacriaceae. The record is from RefSeq and is a predicted model, not a curated record. The transcript has 4 exons.
AUGGGUCUCACAUGCGAUUCUAAAGCGGUUUGCCAGGCUACGACUCUUGAGCCAAGUACUUUUGACCAAACAUCAGAGGAAAUACGAUAUCUAGAGGAGAUUGAAUUAGAAUUAGCCCAGAAGCUGGGCAUAUCUGGAAAGGAUGUCGAUUCUGUCGAGGUUGUCUUCAAGGCCAAGCAUAAAGCGUUGAGUAAUGAAGAUUAUUUGCCGGCUUUGCGAAAUCUGAAUGAACUACAUCGCCUGCGUCUAAAUCGCAGCCUCGUUCUGAACAGUGCACGACACGAAGCGGAGGAGCGUCCCUUACCCCUAGGUCUCCCAUACACUGUCGACGCUUCUCGGUUCUGGGCCGUUCUCAUCGGAAUUGAUGAGUAUCCAUAUCAGGUGCUGCAUGGAUGCGUAUCGGAUGUGCGAGUAAUGGAGAAGUACUUGACUGAAGAUCUCUGCGUACCCAGAGAUCGCAUCCAGCUUCUCCUUGGAUCCAAGGAGCACACUUCAGCUGAUGAUCCAAUGUAUCCUUCGCGCGCUCACAUCAUUGGCACGCUUACCGGACUCAUCGCUGAGGAUAGAAUAAAGCAUGGCGACAACAUCAUCAUCUACUACGCCGGACACGGCACCUCUUAUAAUGAUGAAGGCCACUCGGCUUUCGACCGCGAAAUCAACGGUAUCCUGACCGAAAUCUGCCGUACCAAGGGAUAUCGAAUCACCCUCAUCCUCGACUGUUGUCACUCUGGUGGUGCCAGCCGAGAGGUGCCACCACCAGGAUCACGUACUGCUCCCACAACAAGGUGCACUACGCUUCAGGAUAUGCUUCUCGCCGGGGACAAUUAUCUGAAGGGUUACAACCACUAUUUCCCCGGGUCCAUUCUAGCGAGGGACUGGCGGACAGAUAUGGACUCCCACGUUCUCGUGGCAGCUUGUAAGGAAUACCAGCUUGCAAAAGAGAUGAAGGUGAAACGGGAAGAUGGUACGGUGGAGCACGUUGGAAUUUUUACGGACUCGCUUCUGCGUGUUCUCCGGUCCGGAUACUGGAGAAAAGAGACGACAUAUGCUGAUCUCAUCUUUGGUCUCGGCCAGUCGUCUCAUCAGACGCCAGUAGUUGCUGGAAAACACAGGGACGCGCGCAUCUGGUAUCAGGAUUAA